AUGUCUACAAGCGAGAUCACAAAAAUGGAAGAAGGUGGACUCAAACCGCAAAUGGAUUCUGAUUCUGGGUUUUGCGGUUCUGCUGAGGUAACUCAAGUCAUACAGAAGGUAAUUGCAGAGUUAAUAGGGACAUACUUCCUAGUAUUUGCAGGGUGUUGCUCUGUGGUUUUGAAUAAAAUUGAAGAGAGUAAAGGGACAAUAACGUUCCCUGGAAUUUGUAUUGUGUGGGGUCUAUCAGUGAUGAUUUUGGUUUAUGCUCUUGGUCACAUCUCCGGUGCUCAUUUCAAUCCUGCAGUCACUGUCAGCUUCGCCAUCUAUCGUCAUUUCCCUCUCAAACAGGUGCCUAUGUAUCUUAUUGCGCAGGCGCUAGGAUCUAUCCUUGGUAGUGGGACAUUGCGCCUUCUGUUUGAUCUAGAUGAAAAUUCUUAUUUUGGAACGGUACCAUCAGGAUCUCAUGUUCAAUCUCUUGUCUUCGAGAUCCUCACAUCGUUUCUCUUGAUGUUUGUUGUCUCUGCAGUUUCCACGGACAAUCGAGCAAUUGGAGAAUUGGCAGGGAUUGCUGUUGGUAUGACUGUCUUAAUAGAUGUCUUCAUUGCCGGGCCUGUGUCAGGAGCGUCUAUGAACCCAGCCAGAAGCCUUGGACCAGCUUUGGUGAUGCACGUUUACGAUGGAUUCUGGAUUUAUAUAGUUGGACCCUUUCUUGGCGCCAUAUUAGGUGCUUCAGCCUACAAUCUGAUAAGAUUUACUGACAAACCACUCAGAGAAAUCAGUAAAAGCAGUAGCUUCCUCAAAAGCGUGUCCAGAGCAAGUUUUCAAUAG
Messenger RNA from Gastrolobium bilobum, 819 nucleotides. RefSeq names its product probable aquaporin NIP-type. Gene Ontology annotation, cellular component: membrane. The record is from RefSeq and is a predicted model, not a curated record. The transcript has 5 exons. Bases 1 to 819 code for a protein of 272 amino acids. Lineage: Eukaryota; Viridiplantae; Streptophyta; Magnoliopsida; Fabales; Fabaceae. Gene Ontology annotation, biological process: transmembrane transport. Gene Ontology annotation, molecular function: channel activity.